Diatraea saccharalis (sugarcane borer) is the source of this 397-nucleotide messenger RNA. The record is from the annotation of a GenBank genome assembly. NCBI's taxonomy places the organism in Eukaryota, Metazoa, Arthropoda, Insecta, Lepidoptera, Crambidae.
AAGAAUAAAAGUAAAGAAAUUAUAGCAAUGAAUGUUGAAUUGAUGACGAUCUCAUCAUCAGCCCUUUUAUGUCCCCACUCCAGGGGCUCAGGCCUUCCUUAUGGAUGGUUAAGGAGGAUGGGCCAUGACCCUUCACGCGGGCCCAAUGCGGAUUGGAGGGUAUUAACGACUGCAAAUGCAGCCGGGACCGACGGCUUAACGUGCCUUCCGAAGCACGGAGUAGCUCGAGAUAAUAACUUUUUGGUCACCCAUCCCGUGACCGACCCUUGCGAAAGUUGCUUAACGACUACGAUCGCGUGGCUCGACGCCACCGAGCUUCUCGCCUACUUUUAUAUUUAUUAUGAAUAGAGAUGACGAUCUAUUCAUAAUAAAUAUAAAAAAAAAAAAUAUUUUUCAA